CUGUGUUGAGAAGGACGAUAAACCUGUCAUAGACUCAUGAAAACCAGCUUUGAUCUUAAAUGAAGUCUAUGAUUCAUCCUAGAGGUUCUGAAUGAACCUCCGGUUUAGAACCUAAAAAUGAUUAUUAAUUUUUUCAUCCUUUUGCUUUACCUUUCAAAAUGCAGAGCAGGUAAUACAGAUGUCGUGGCUCAGAAUCAUCUGAAGAUCGUUCAAGCCGGAGACACUGUUAACCUCACCUGUAUUUCUCCAAAAGAAUCAAGAAACAGCAUUGUUUGGGUCAAACAAAUACUUGGACAGAAACCCAUUUCAAUCGUUUCAUCGUAUCAAGCUUUACCUGUCGAGUUUGAUAAAGGAUUUGACAAACAUAAUCGCUUUUUUUCAGCAAAAGAUGAUACCUUUUUUAAUCUGACCAUCACAAAUACAAAGGAAUCAGACACUGCAACAUACUACUGUAUUACAUUUUUAUAUAACUUCAAAUUUGGCCACGUCACUGAUCUCAUUGUUAAAGGAAGAGGACUGAACACGCCGUCUGAACAUGAGAGAGCUGUGACAGAUCCAGAUGAUCCAGAAGACUCAGUGUCUCUUCAGUGCACUGUCCUCACUGAGAGCUGUGCAGGAGAACACAACGUCUACUGGUUCAGACGUAAAUCUGGACAAUCUCCUCCGGGAGUUAUAUUCACUCAGGAGCACAGGAACGCUGGAUGUGAGAGGACCUCUGAUAUCAACUCUGCUGAACACAAAUGUAUCUACAGCCUGCCCAAGACAAACCUCGGUCUCUCUGAUGCUGGGAUUUACUACUGCGCUGUGGCCGCAUGUGGACAGAUUGUGUUCGGAGAUGCGAGAAAACCGGACAUUCCAGGGCUUUUUCAGGAACCUUGGAGUAUAAUUGCCCUGAUUUUAGGAACUUUAAACUGUUUAUCAGUAAUUGUGAUCAUAUUUCUGGGCACACAGCUGUACAUCCAGCGACAAAAAGAUGGGACACGGAAUAUUCAGAUUGGACAUUUAGUGGAGGAAGACAGAGAUGCUUUGAAUUAUGCUGCUUUGAGCUUUCAGCAAACGUCCAGCACUUCUAGAAGACCAAGAGAAAAACUUACAAGAUAAUAAAAAAUGACAAGUUUAUACAUUUUACUAAAAAUAAAAUUCUUUGUUUACAAAAAAUGCUUUGAUAAAGAUUGCUAAAGUGAUAUUAGAGUAAAAUAUAGCAGUAGAUUCUACAUUAAGUGUUUUAAUUGAUGUUUGUAAUUUAUUUUGAAAUUUACUACAUAUUUCGGAGAUAAUUGUUUCUAGAAAAAAAGAUUAUAAUGUUAAAUUAUUUUAGCGAAUAAACAGUAAUUUUAGGCGA
Puntigrus tetrazona (Sumatra barb) is the source of this 1342-nucleotide messenger RNA. It is a transcript of the gene nitr2b, whose product is annotated as novel immune-type receptor 2b. The transcript is spliced from 7 exons. The record is from RefSeq and is a predicted model, not a curated record. NCBI's taxonomy places the organism in Eukaryota, Metazoa, Chordata, Actinopteri, Cypriniformes, Cyprinidae. Gene Ontology annotation, biological process: response to bacterium. The coding region runs from base 118 to 1101 and encodes 327 amino acids.